AUGCCCGGGGGGUACAAAGGCGAGUGUGGGGAUGAUGUGGACCCCAUGCCGUUCCUGGCACCUCCCGAGAAGGAGAGGAUCGAAGCUAUGAACAAACCUUAUGACAUCAAGAGAUCGUGCUGGGUGAAGGACGAAAAGGAAGGCUUCAUUGCUGGCGAGAUCCAGUCUGAGCAGGGCGACCAAGUCACCAUCAAAACUAUCACCAACCAGACAGUCACCAUGAAGAAAGAUGACGUCCAGCAGAUGAAUCCACCCAAGUUCUACCAGGCCAGCGACAUGGCCGACAUGACCUUUCUGAAUGAGGCCAGCGUCCUGGACAACCUCCGCCAGCGCUACACCAACAUGAGGAUUUACACUUACUCUGGUCUGUUCUGUGUGACAGUCAACCCAUACAGGUGGCUUCCCAUUUACGGAGCCCGUGUGGCCAAUAUGUACAAGGGCAAGAAACGUACUGAGAUGCCUCCUCACCUCUUCUCCAUCUCUGACAACGCCUACCAUGACAUGCUCAUGGAUCGUGAAAAUCAGUCUAUGCUAAUCACUGGAGAAUCUGGUGCCGGCAAGACUGAAAAUACCAAGAAGGUCAUUCAGUACUUUGCCAACAUCGGAGGCACUGGCAAACAGUCUUCAGAUGGCAAGGGAUCCCUGGAGGAUCAAAUCAUCCAGGCUAACCCUGUGCUGGAAGCCUUUGGGAAUGCCAAAACCACCAGGAACAACAACUCCUCUCGAUUUGGCAAGUUUAUCCGAAUCCACUUUGGCACCACUGGCAAACUGGCUGGGGCUGAUAUUGAGAGCUAUCUCUUAGAGAAAUCUCGAGUCAUUUCCCAGCAAGCAGCUGAGAGAGGCUAUCAUAUCUUCUACCAGAUCCUCUCUAACAAGAAGCCUGAACUUCUUGAGAGUUUGCUCCUGGUGUCUAAUCCCAAGGAAUAUCACUGGAUAAGCCAGGGUGUCACUGUCGUCGAUAACAUGGAUGACGGGGAAGAGUUACAGAUCACAGACGUUGCUUUUGAUGUCCUGGGCUUCUCCGCAGAAGAGAAGAUUGGGGUUUACAAACUGACUGGAGGCAUCAUGCACUUCGGGAACAUGAAAUUCAAGCAGAAACCAAGAGAGGAGCAGGCGGAAGUGGACACCACUGAGGUGGCUGACAAAGUCGCCCACCUCAUGGGUCUCAACUCUGGGGAGCUGCAGAAGGGCAUCACCCGGCCACGAGUCAAAGUGGGCAAUGAAUUUGUACAGAAGGGCCAGAACAUGGAUCAGUGUAACAACUCCAUUGGUGCCCUAGGCAAAGCCAUCUAUGACAAGAUGUUCAAGUGGCUGGUGGUCAGGAUCAACAAAACCCUGGAUACCAAGAUGCAGAGGCAGUUCUUCAUUGGGGUGCUGGACAUUGCAGGCUUCGAGAUCUUUGAGUUCAACAGCUUUGAGCAACUCUGCAUCAACUUCACCAAUGAGAAGCUCCAGCAGUUUUUCAACCACCACAUGUUUGUGCUGGAGCAGGAGGAGUACAAAAGGGAAGGCAUCGAAUGGGUCUUCAUUGACUUUGGUCUGGAUCUGCAGGCCUGCAUUGACCUUCUAGAAAAGCCCAUGGGCAUCUUCUCCAUCUUGGAAGAGCAAUGUGUCUUCCCCAAAGCCACAGAUGCCACGUUCAAGGCAGCCCUGUAUGACAAUCACUUGGGAAAGUCCAAUAACUUCCUCAAGCCAAAGGGAGGCAAAGGCAAAGGCCCUGAAGCCCACUUUGAGCUAGUCCACUACGCUGGCACGGUGGGGUACAACAUCACUGGCUGGCUGGAGAAAAACAAGGACCCCUUGAAUGAAACUGUGGUGGGCUUGUUCCAGAAAUCCAGCAUGAACUUGCUUGCUCUCCUCUUUAAAGAAGAGGAGGCCGCAGGUAUGGCUCAUACCCCCACUGCAUCGUCCCUCCUGCUGGUGGGAGGCUGAGGGCGAAAAUGCAUUUCCCCUCUCUUAACAGUCAGCCAUUCUACCUUAGAACAUUGGACUCACUGUCUCAUACCAUACCUUUGCUUUGUUUUGGCAGGGGUGGUGGAUGCCCACCUGAUCAUGCACCAGCUGGCUUGCAAUGGUGUCCUGGAAGGCAUCCGUAUUUGCAGGAAGGGUUUCCCAAACAGGUUACAGUACCCUGAAUUCAAACAGAGAUACCAAGUCUUGAACCCCAAUGUGAUCCCUCAGGGAUUUGUGGACAAUAAGAAGGCUUCAGAACUGUUGCUUGGAUCCAUUGAUAUUGACAUAAAUGAAUAUAAAAUUGGACAUACCAAGGUAUUCUUCCGGGCUGGAAUCUUGGCCAAACUGGAAGACAUGCGGGAUGAACGCCUGGCCAAAAUUAUGACCAUGCUUCAGUGCCGUCUUCGGGGUUUCCUGAUGAGGAUUGAAUUCAAAAAGAUGCUAGAAAGAAGAAUUGGCCUGAAAGUGAUUCAACGAAACGUUCGCAAGUUCCUACAGCUUCGCUUCUGGGGCUGGUGGAAACUCUACAACAAGGUAAAGCCUCUCCUGAAUGUGGCUCGGCAGGAAGAGGAGAUGAAAGCCAAGGAGGAAGAGCUGAGGAAUGCCAUGUCCAAGACACAAGAGCUGGUCACCCGUGUGAAAGAACUGGAAGAAAAAACAGCCACGCUGAGCCAGGAGAAGAAUGACCUAACCAUCCAGCUGCAGGCAGAACAAGAGAACCUCUCUGAUGCAGAGGAGCGCCUCACUCAGAUGAUGAAGACCAAAAUGGACCUGGAAAGCCAAAUUUCAGACAUGAGGGAGAGGCUGGAGGAGGAGGAGGGCACUGCGGCCUCUCUCAGUGCCACUAAACGCAAGCUGGAAGGGGAGAUGAGUGACCUGAAACGGGACCUCGAAGGUCUAGAAACCACCUUGGCUAAGACGGAAAAGGAAAAGCAGGCCUUGGAUCACAAAGUGCGAACCUUGAGCGGUGACCUGUCCCUCCGAGAAGACUCCAUUGCCAAGCUCCAGAAGGAGAAGAGGGCUCUGGAGGAACUCCACCAGAAAACUCUUGAUGACCUUCAAGCUGAAGAGGACAAAGUGAAUCAUCUCACGAAAAAUAAUAGCAAACUGGGCACCCAGAUCCACGAGCUGGAGGACAAUUGGGAACAAGAGAAGAAGAUACGGGCUGAGGUGGAGAAGGCCCGCCGGAAAGCUGAGAGUGACCUGAAGAUGACCAUUGACAACCUUAAUGAGAUGGAGAGAGCCAAGCUAGAUCUGGAGGAGGUCGUUAAGAAGAGAGACAUGGAAAUCAAUUCCGUCAACUCGAAAUACGAGGAUGAGCAAUCUCUGAAUUCCACAUUGCAGAGGAAACUGAAAGAACACCAGGCCCGGAUUGAGGAACUGGAAGAAGAAUUAGAAGCGGAGAGGGCUAUGAGAGCAAAGGUAGAAAAACAACGCAGUGACCUGUCCCGAGACCUUGAAGACCUCAGUGACAGGCUGGAAGAAGCUGGAGGGGCCACCUCUGCUCAGAUUGAGCAGAACCGCAAGCGAGAGGCAGAGUUGCUGAAACUUCGCAGGGAGCUGGAAGAGGCAGCCUUACAGAGUGAGGCCACGGCCUCUACCCUCCGCAAGAAGCACACCGAUUCCAUGGCUGAGCUCACGGAACACGUGGAGAACCUUCAGAGGGUGAAGGCCAAGCUGGAGAAGGACAAGCAGGUCAUGAAAGCGGAGAUCGAUGACCUCAGUGCCAGCAUGGAGACGGUCCAGAAAUCCAAGGUGAAUGCCGAGGCUCAUGUUCGGAAAUUAGAAGACAAUUUGUCUGAGGCAAAUGCUAAAGUGGCUGAACUGGAGAGAAACCAAGCAGAGCUUAAUGCUAUCAGGACCAGACUCCAAGCUGAAAACAGUGAAUUAAGCCGAGAAUAUGAGGAAUCCCAGAGCCGGCUAAACCAAAUUUUCAGGAUGAAGACUUCACUGACCUCUCAGGUGGAAGACUACAAGAGGCAGAUGGAAGAAGAGUCAAAGUCCCGGAGUGCAGCCGUGGUGAGUCUGGCCAACACCAAGCACGACCUGGAUCUGAUAAAGGAGCAGCUGGAGGAAGAGCAAGGGGGCAAGUCUGAGCUGCAGCGCCUGGUGUCCAAACUCAACACAGAGGUCACCACGUGGAGAACCAAGUACGAAACUGACGCCAUCCAGAGAACCGAGGAGCUGGAAGAGACCAAGAGGAAACUGGCAGCCAGGUUGCAGGAAGCAGAGGAGGCUGCAGAAGCUGCCCAGGCUCGGGCUGCCUCCCUAGAGAAAAACAAGCAGAGGCUCCAAGCAGAAGUAGAAGAUCUCACCAUUGACCUGGAGAAGGCCAACGCCGCUGCGGCUGCCCUGGACAAGAAGCAGAGGGUCUUCGAUAAAAUGCUGGCUGAGUGGCAACAGAAAUGUGAGGAGCUGCAGGUCGAGGUGGACAGCUCCCAGAAGGAGUGCCGCAUGUACAUGACGGAGAGCUUCAAGAUCAAAACGGCCUAUGAAGAAUCCAUCGAGCACCUGGAGUCUGUGAAGAAAGAGAACAAGACUCUUCAAGAGGAGAUCAAGGACUUAAUUGACCAGCUGGGUGAGGGAGGACGGAGUGUACAUGAGCUUCAGAAGUUGAAGAAGAAGUUAGAGAUUGAGAAGGAAGAGUUACAAGUGGCCCUGGAGGAAGCUGAGUCUUCCCUGGAGGUGGAAGAGAGUAAAGUGAUACGUAUUCAGCUGGAAUUGGCUCAAGUCAAAGCUGACAUUGAUAGGAGAAUCCACGAGAAGGAAGAAGAAUUUGAAGCUACAAGGAAGAACCACCAACGGGCUAUCGAGUCCCUGCAAGCCAGCCUAGAGGCUGAGGCCAAGGGACGGGCCGAGGCCCUCCGACUCAAGAAGAAGAUGGAGACGGAUCUGAAUGAAAUGGAAAUCCAACUGGAUCACGCCAACAAAAACAACAGUGAGCUUGUCAAGACACUGAAAAGGCUACAGCAGCAAAUCAAGGAUCUCCAGAUCCAAAUGGACGAGGACGCUCGGCAGCACGAGGAGCUUCGGGAACAGUACAAUCUUCAGGAACGCCGCCUGAGCCUCCUGCAGACAGAACUGGAAGAAGUUCGCUCCAGCCUAGAGGGCAGCGAGCGAUCCCGAAAACUGCUGGAGCAGGAGGUGGUCGAGAUCACGGAGAGACACAACGAAGUCAACAUUCAGAACCAAAGUCUGCUGGUGGUCAAGCGUAAACUGGAGUCAGACAUCCAACGAAUCUCCAAUGAACACGAAGAGCUCAUCAGCGAGUUCCGGACGGCUGAUGAAAGAGCUAAGAAAGCCAUGACUGAUGCUGCUCGCAUGGCGGAAGAGCUCCGUCAAGAACAGGAUCACUGCAUGCACCUGGAGAAGAUCAAAAAGAACCAUGAGCUCACCAUCAAGGACCUGCAAGCUAAGAUGGAGGAGGCCGAACAGCUGGCUCUUAAAGGUGGAAAGCGCACGAUAAUGAAACUGGAAGCCAAGAUUAAGGAACUGGAAACCGAACUAGACUCAGAACAGAAACGCCACGUCGAGACGGUCAAAAUCCUGCGUAAAAAUGAACGUCGCCUCAAAGAGCUGGUCUUCCAAACAGAUGAAGAUCACAAAACCAACCAACGCAUGCAGGAGCUGGUGGAGAAGCUUCAGAACAAACUGAAGGUCUACAAGAGACAAAUCGACGAGGCGGAGGAGCAGGCCAACCAGAGCCUGGCCAGGUACCGGAAGACCGUGCACGAGCUAGACGAUGCUGAGGAAAGAGCAGGCAUGGCUGAGACCGCCCUGAACAAGCUACGUACAAGGCACCGGGUGGCUGGCAAAGGGAUCACCUCAGUGGAGAUCAUCCAAGUGUCCAAGACUGGUUCCUCUAAAACGAUGUCUGAGGAAUGAGAGCCAUCUGCGCAUGACAUCGAUAGCUGGGUGACACAGAGCUCAACAGCAGCUCAUUGUAUCACAGAAAUCAUGAAAAAGGGAAACUGGGCCUAUUAAGAAGAUGGAGAUGAUGCAGAGAAAAGGCAGAGCAAGAUAGGAGCGGAAAAAUGAAGCUGGCUGUGAAGAGAUGAGCUAAGAGGUUUAAACAGCCAGACUUAGCAAGGUCUGUAAUCAAAGUUGCUCCUUUCAGAGACCUGCAUCAGUCAGUGUAGCUUGUCAGAAACAAUGGGCCUAUUUUUAAGUGAGAUCUUCUUACAUGCUCAUGUCAAGGACGGAACAUGUAAUGUAUUUGUGUGAGCCAGCUGUCUUCUUUCUGUAAAUAAUUCCUCCUUUGGACAAUCUUGGUGCUUCAUCCUAAUGAGUUUAAGUAAAAGUAAUAUCAACAAAAAAUCUGGGUGGAUAUUCUUUUGUUUUUCAUGGAACAGUUUCCUUCUUCCUCCCUCACUCUUGCCUUCCCUCUCCCCCUUCUUUCCUUCUUCAUUCCUUUCUCUUUUCGGUACCCUUUAAAUCUAAAAGAGGUUUAUAAACAAAUGUAAAAUCUAAUUUUAGAAAAUUUUU
Messenger RNA from Gracilinanus agilis (Agile Gracile Mouse Opossum), 6438 nucleotides. RefSeq names its product myosin-16-like. Gene Ontology annotation, molecular function: ATP binding; actin filament binding; cytoskeletal motor activity. The transcript has 42 exons. Gene Ontology annotation, cellular component: myosin complex. The record is from RefSeq and is a predicted model, not a curated record. NCBI's taxonomy places the organism in Eukaryota, Metazoa, Chordata, Mammalia, Didelphimorphia, Didelphidae.